Messenger RNA from Panicum virgatum (switchgrass), 987 nucleotides. RefSeq names its product mucin-19-like. The record is from RefSeq and is a predicted model, not a curated record. The coding region runs from base 1 to 987 and encodes 328 amino acids. The transcript is spliced from 3 exons. NCBI's taxonomy places the organism in Eukaryota, Viridiplantae, Streptophyta, Magnoliopsida, Poales, Poaceae.
AUGGCCGGCGGCGCGAGCUCCGGCGACCGGGGUGCGUGGGAGGCGGCCAGCACCGUGUUCCGCAUCGCCAAGGUGUGCCUCUCGCUGGCGUCGGCCGUCAUGACGGCCACCUCGAAGCAGUGCGCGUCCCGGCCGGACGGCGGCGGCGGCCUCGCUGCCGGCGCAGUCUCGUACAGCGACCUCGGCUCAUUCCGGUACGCGGCGCUGGCCAACCUGCUGUCGGCGGCGCUCCAGGGCGUGGCGAUCUUCCUGGAGGUGGUCGGGAAGGGGCGGUGGGCCAAGGCCGUGGAGCUCGUCGACAAGGUCGUGCUGGCGCUCACGUCGACGGCCGCGCCGCUGCUGCUCGCCGCCGACGACAUCGCCUCCUGCGGGCCGCCCCGUGGCGGCGGCGGGAGUCGCCGGCGACAGCGCGUGAGCUUCGGCGCAAACAGGCUUGAGCUGGCGUCUCGUGAAGAAACUGAAGCGGUCGCCGGCGUCGCCGUCGCCGUCACCACCCCCUCGACGGGCACCGCCACCACCAACGCCUCGUCGUCCCUCGCCGCCGCCGCCGCCGCAGCCUCCUCUCCCACCAGUCCGGCCACCAACACCUUCGCCUCCAACGCCUCCUGCUCCACAGCCAUCACCAAGGCCGCCGCCGCCGCCUUCUUCCCCGCCGCCACCACCAUCACCUCCUGUCCAGCCAGCGCCUUCUUCCCCGCCGCCGCCACCACCAGCACCUCCUGUCCAGUGCCUGCCACCGCCGUCACCACCCACUCCACGGCCGUCACCACCUGCUUCUCCCUGUCCCUGGCUGCCGCCGCUUCCACCCAGUCCCACUCCACGGCCGCCGCCGCCACCUCCUCAUCCGCCACGGCCAUGCAGUUGCGGCUGCGACGGCGGGUGCGAUCGCACGCCAACACCAUUUGUUGUGAUUGUGAUGUUAGUAGUGAUGCUGUUGUUUUGCCGCCUUUCGUCUUCACGUUAAGUUCCUAUAUAUUCAGAGCUUAA